Molecule: messenger RNA, 435 nt
Organism: Zasmidium cellare ATCC 36951
Lineage: Eukaryota; Fungi; Ascomycota; Dothideomycetes; Mycosphaerellales; Mycosphaerellaceae
Exons: 1
Coding region: 1-435 (144 amino acids)
Source: RefSeq, a predicted model, not a curated record
AUGGCGGCACCCUGCCCCCUCUUCGAGAAGCUCCCGCCCGAACUGCGCAAUGAAAUCUACAGGCUCACCUUCACAGUCGAGGAUGAGGGCAAGGACAUCCGCCUCCGCGACGCCGCACCACCUGAGAAGGCUAUCCUCCUCACCUGCAAGCAAGCCCACACCGAAGCCGCGAAGCUCCACAAGAUCAUGUAUCGCGACUACUGGCGCAAGACCACCUUCUCCGUCCAGCAGCAUCGCCACCCUCGUCUGGUCCUAACAAGGCGCAUCCUGGAGGAUCACGUCGAAAUUCAUAGGCCCGUCGAUGUGAACCACAUCGAGCAUCUCACACUCACUCUCAAGUAUGCGCAUGCCACUGAGAGACUUCACCUGGAGGACAGUCGAGGUAUCUGGCGAUUUGCGCGGGAAGGAUUCUGGGACAGAUACGUAGCGAUAUAG